AUGGAAGCGGAGGAAGCUAAUAGUGGCCAUGGAUUGGUACACUUAAAAUGUUCUUACAACAAUAAAUAUUGGGUAAGAUCUUCUAAAGAAGAGUUGUGGAUUAUUGCAAAAGCUGACCAACCGAAUGAAGAUCAAUCUAAAUGGUCUUGCACAUUGUUCAAGCCAAUCUUUGAAACUGGUAAUCAUUAUGGACAAGUUAAAUUUUUGCACGUUCAACUUGGACACUAUGUCUGUCAUUCAAAAGAAACUGAACCCUAUAAUAGUUGCUUGUUAGCAGAGUCUGAAGAUCCUAGAAAUGAUUUAUCAGAUAUUUUCAACUAUACUGAUUUGGGAGCCAUGUUUAUGCUUCCUCGAUAUGUUGCAUUCAAAGGCAAUAAUCAGAAGUAUCUCACUAGAGGUCUUCGAGAUGAUGGAAUAUCUGAGUAUCUACAAUUUAAAUCUAAGCAAAAAGGAGGAUUUCCUUAUGUUACUCAUAGGGUUUACCAACUUUUUGAUGGAAGUGUUCGAAUACAAUAUGGUGGGUUUUGGAGACGAGAUCCAAAUUGGAUCAAACAUGAUGGAGAUGAUAACACUACAAACCCAAACUUAAAGUUUUGGCCGGUGAAAGUUAAUGAAAAUGUUGUUGCUCUCCGUAGUUUGGCUAACAAUAGAUAUUGCAAAAGACUCACAAAAGAUUAUAAAAAGGAUUGUCUUAAUGCUGCGGUUUCAACUAUUACAUCAGAAGCAAAAAUGGAGGUUUCAGAAGUUACUGUUUCAAGAAAAAUCUAUAAUGUUAAUUAUCACUUUCGAGAUGCUAGGAUCUAUGAGCUAAGUUCUUUUAUCGCUGCAUCAGGAGUUUACUAUAAUGAAACUAAAGAAUCUGUUGAAGCAGAAGUGAAUCUCUCAUUUACAGAUACUCGCAGCUAUAGUUGGAAUUCUAUUAUUACAUCAAAGUUGAAUGUUCCAACUACCAUUAAAGCUACCAUCCCGGUCAUUAAUAACAAAACUAUUCAAAUCGUGGGUUCUUUUGAUGGUCCAUAUGAAUGGGGAGAUAUUAAUGAAAAUUCCAAUGAUAUGGAGAUUACAUACAAAGUUCGUGUGCCACCCUUAUGCGAGAUGUCAGUGAAUUUAUUUGGAACAGAAGUUGCGUGUGACAUUCCUUUCUCAUACGUACAACAUGACAAUCUUAUUAAUGAUAGACAAGAUACAUAUGAUAUGCAUGAUGGACUUUAUACUGGCAUCACCAACAUUUACAACUUCAACUAUGAUAUUGCAAAAUACCUAUGA
Molecule: messenger RNA, 1266 nt
Organism: Carica papaya (papaya)
Lineage: Eukaryota; Viridiplantae; Streptophyta; Magnoliopsida; Brassicales; Caricaceae
Source: RefSeq, a predicted model, not a curated record